UUGCCACGGGUUUUUGUAGUUCGCAAACAUUGCUUCAAAAUAUUUUGUGAUGAUUUUGAAAACAGUAAAUGCUGGAGUACAAUGACGUGGGCGGUCACAUAUUUGGUUAACAGUAUCUUUGUAGGGAACAGUCUGUCAUCUGGGUGAAAAAGUAAUACGGAUGUCAUCGAUACACUUGUUUGAAAAAGGAAACGUGCGGGAUUAGAUGCCAGUGGAUGAAAAUUGCAGUAUAAGAUGUGAAAUACAAUGAAUGGUACGUGUGAAGAGAAUGGGAAAGAUAUGCGAGGCAAAAUUAUGGAUGAAAAUAUUGUGUCAGGAGGUUAUCCGCUGUGGUCAUUCAGUGGCACACUUUCCGAUUUCACUCAGAAUGGACAGGACAGGGAGCUUUUAAACCAAGAUGGAGCUAUUUCUAGCAAUUCUAUGGUCGAUGACUUGGUGGCAAAAAUAUUGGAUGAAGAGUCACUUGUGGGAACUAAUGGACUGAAGGAUACUUUCAAUGGGGAGCCCAGCUUAUACUCUCUUUACAAUGGCAGCUGUCUGUCAGCAGUUGACUGGAAUGAUCAAUACCAGAAUGGUAUGAAUGGUGCACAACUGAGUUUCCCAAAUAGCUUUAGUGCCCUCGAUGGGAUAAAACUUUCUGACUUGGAACUACAUAACUCACCUGGAACAAAAGAUUGUAAUAUUAACAAUGAAUUUCCAUGCAUAGAGCUCCCCAGACUAGACCAGUUGGAUUUUGAUUUAGGCAUACUGUCUCUCGAGGGGAAUGGUGUAAACCAGACUCAAGCUUUGUCUCUUCCUCCUCCUGCACACACUCGCUUACAGGCUGAAUCAUAUGCGACUCAAGGGUUACCAGAACAUCAACAUAACCAGGAAUCUCAUCAGAACUUCUGUCAUAUUGACCCUGGGAAAGAUUUAUCAUUAGGAAGUACAUUUACUGGAAAUACUCAGUUAUCACUAUUUUCUUCAUCUGACUCUACUCAACAAGAUACAGCAGCACAAUCGUUAACAAUUAAUGCUACAGAUCCUGUGAUAUAUGGCCAGGAUUUACCAAAUGAUCAGCAAAUGUAUAAUUAUGUUCAGUUGCUAACUAGAACUGGCAAACUAACAUUUGGACCAGGACAACAACAAGAAUGUUCAAGAUAUGGAAGACAGGGUAUUUCAUCAUUAGAAGCUAUUUCAGCAAGUAUAUCUCCAACUGUAAUUGACAAGAUUAAUCAGUAUCCAGCCAGUAGCAUAUCUCAAAUAGGAUCAAAUUAUGCUGCUAAGGAAGAACCUGUUAUAAGUAAUGAAGGUAACUUGACACAUCCAGAUCAUCAGGUCAGUUUGCCACUACCAAAAUUUAAAAAAGUUGUCCAUAAUGCUGCUCCUGACAUUAAGGAAGCUACUGGACAAACACCUUCAGCAUCAUAUUCUGCAAUUGGUUUUCCAAGGAAUCUGACAAGAGGAAAUGGAAACAACCAACAGGCAAUAUCUGUUGGCUGUGGCCCAGACUCGGGAGGCAACACGGGAUAUGUGUACAACAAUACAUCAAGAUUCGGUUCAAGUAACGCAGACAGAAAUGUUAAUUAUCGUUUAAAUGGCAAUGCAAAUGAUGCAGUAAUGAAAAAUGUACAAAGUAGUGGAAGUGGUGCAAGUCAUGUUACUUUGAACUGUGCAAGAAAUGCAUCAUUUUCCAGUUCUACUGCAAACUUCAACAGCUUGCUGACACAAUCUUCAGCAAUAGAAAAUGCAAACUAUUUAAAUACUGACAAUCGUGCAGCUAAUUUCCAUCCAUUCCAGUAUGGAAAUGCAUCUCUAACAUUGCAUCAAAUGAUUCCACCUCCACCACUGGAUGGAACAACGUAUCCUCCGGAAUUUUGCACUGAAUUGUUAAAAGCAAGGGCAAAUCUUGGUUAUCUUACCACAUCGGGACCUGUCGGACCAGAUGGGCUACCAGUAUUUGAUGUACCUGGAUUAUUUGGAAUUCCUUCACAUGUUUACGGUUUUCGAUCAGUUCGGCGAAGUGGACCCUCAAGCGAGCUUCAUCUGCGCUUAGAAGAGUGCUAUGAUCAAUUUAAGAGCUUGGAAAAGGAACGAAAGAAAACAGAAGCAGAUUUAGCACGGCACAACCCAGGGAAAAAAGUAUCUUCAGCUAAUAAUAUACCUGUACCUCGAUUACCACCAACACCUUCAAGAGUUGAUCGACUAAUAAUUGAUCAGCUUCGUGAACAUGCAAGGGUAAUAACACUCAUUGCAAAAAUGGAACGUCUUCGUGGUGAAGCUGUUCACUCAAAUAUUCAUGCAUCAAUGGAGGCAUGGCUGGAAGCAAUAAAAAAAGUACAGUCACGCCGUCGAGAUGAAAUAAUUAAUUCUACGAAUCGCCAUCACAGUUUUGUAGCAGGGAUUCCCACUCCACGAAUUCAAGAAGACAAAGAUAUUUUGGCACUGGCAGCCAGCAUUCAAGAGUUAAGCAUUGCUUCCAAGAAAGCUCGUACUGGUAUGUGGUGUGCCCUAGAAACAACACUUCUUAGCCAGGGCGAGAAAAGUGAUGAGGCUCUGCAAGAUACAGAUAAUAAUCCAGCAAAUACCGAUAUGAAGAAGUAAUAUAAAGUUUGUCUACACUGCUUUAAUCAGUCUGAUUUUGUAUCUGGAUAUGAUUCUUCUUGAAGUCUGUUCUAAGUUAUGUAAUUAUUUAUUAAUGUGCACAGUCUACAGACAAUCUUUUCAUGGUUUCUUUUAAACUGUAUAAUCUGAAAUACUCCUGACAGCCAAGGAAAGUCACUGUCAGAAUAUAUAAUGUUAAGUAAAUUUGCAGUAGCAUUUGUUCUACUGUGUUGUCAUAAUGCACUUUUAAUGUAGUGACACACAGUUUUCUUUGAAUUUUUGAUGUAAUUGUCUUCUAUUGCCUAUUGUGGCUGUCAGUGUAAAUCUUUCCUUAUUAUUCUGUCAUAAAUGUGACAGAUUGCACAAGAGUGUACAUUGCAAGAAAGUUACGUUUUUUUGUUAUCAUUCAACUGUUGAUCUACACAUGUAUAUAUUUUAUGUGUAUAUCAUUCUCAAAAUGACAUAAGUACUUUGGGUAACUAGUCAACUGUGGUAGUUUAUAAAAGCAUGAAAUGCUUGAACAUUCGCAAUACUGAACUGCCUGGCAGUAGGUGUAAGUAGUUGUUGUAUGGUCACUUUUUAUUAUUUUUGUCCUGUGCUAAAAUUUAUCAGUAAGACCUAGACCCACUCAAAAUCCAACAUAGGAGUAUAUAUUGUACAUGUAUUAUCUAUUGGUACUAUUGAAAGGCCAAAACCUUUAAAGCAUUUCAAAAAGUGUGCAUUGGAUGACUGAGUACUUACUUAUUGCCGGGCAGACUUUUAGAGAAGUUUUUGACUGUAUAGAGCGCUGUAUCAAAAUGUGAAAGAGAAGUGGCUCUUAGAUUGAAAUAAGUGUUUUGAUGGAAAAUGUUUCUUUUUACCAAAGUGUGUAGCUCUCUGGAUUCAUAGUUUUCCAUUAACUGCAGUUUCGUAUAGUGUUUUCUCGUAGAAUACAUGCUGUUUUAAAACUGGUGGUAUUGAAGUGGCAGCAGUGGCAGAGAAAUCAGGGAAUUCACAGUGGUUGACUGAUUUGAUGUGAUCUGUUUCCUUUAAGAAGAAUAACAAAGUAAUACUACUAAUGAUUAUUGUAAUAAUGCUUUGUCUAUGAAUAUUUUACGAAUGCACUUUUUGCUGUGGUAGCUUCUGCAGUCAUAUUGCUGAAAGACUGAAUCUCCCAUUUACAACUUUGCAUUAUCAUAUAAAAUUACAAAACUGCAGCCCAUUCUGUGAUUAAUGUUUUCAUGUGAAGGUUACUGACAGUUAUAGUACAGUUUGAUGACUAAAUGUCCAUAUCUUUUCUUUAUAAAAAGUAUUUUGCAUUUGAUUUAUUAUUGCAUAUUUAGACAAUCACUUGAACAGAAUGGUAAUGCAGAAAGUAUAUGUUUAGCACAAAAAAGUUUCUGUGUUAAUUUAUGUGCUCAAUAUAUUUGUCUUGCCAGUGAUUUCCUAAGAAACAAACUUGUCAAUUUAUAACCAAUGGUGCAGUUUCUGUGUGUAAUUAUAUAAAUAUAAACAUAUACAUAUAAUAUAUAUAUAUAUAUAUAUUUCUGUAGACCAAGCCAGGGAUGUUGCACUUCAGUAUUAUGCAUUAAGGAAUAAUCUUCACUCUUGCACUUCAUGCAUUGGAGGACACUUCAUAGAAAGGCUGAGAAAAAGUUACAUGCAUCAUUCAAUUUUUCCAUUCAUUUUUGGUGCUUCUCUCAGACAUUGCAAACUUUCUGAACUGUGAUAUAUUUAAAAUGCCAAUAAUGAUUCACUUUAAAAGUGUAAAUCUUUUGUCAUUCACUUCACAAUACCAAAAUUAUGUAUCUCAGUAUGUAUAGAUGGAAAUUUAGAUGUGAAUAAGCUAGAGGACAAUCCUAAUAUAAUGCAUGUGAUAAACUAUGACUUAAUGAGACCAAACUUACCAGACAAUUUAGAGUAGCAAAAGUGUAUUUUUUUUAAGAAGUGCAUGUAUGCUUCUUGUCUUUGUAAGGUGUAUUUUAACAUUGUUUUAAAUAUUCUUUCAGAUGUUUUAUAUGUAUUACUUCAUAUAGCCUUGUUAUUACUGCACCAUAUCAAUUUCAAAUACAGGUAUAAGCUUUGCAGUAAAGAGGAGAAAAGAAAUGAGUCAAAAUUGUAAUAAACUUUGUAACAAUGUCAUGUUAUUCUAAAACAGGUGAUCUGUUAGAAGACUUAGUGAUUGCCUCUGCCUUCUCUCGUAGCUAUUUCCAAGACACUAUUGUAUACUUUUAACUUUCAGAUUUGUUUCAAGUGAACCAUUGGGCAUGGCAGUGAUUUUAUUUUAUGAUUAUUUAUAAGAUUUUAAAUGAAGAAGCUUGCCUGACUUAUGUGGAAAUAAUUUUAAAGCAAUGUCAGAACAUAAAUAAAUUUAAUAUAGUGUGUUAUACAUCAGUCAAAGAUCCUGGCCUGAAACAUUAUACUCUAUUUUUGUGUCCUUUUUCUUUUGUAAAGCAGGCCUACUAAUUUUUGGAGGUUACGCAUGUAACCUUACAUGUUGAACAGUGCAUUUUGAAAACACACUCAUGAAGUUAAACAUUAAGUAAUAUGUGCGAAUUAAGCAAUGUUUAACUCCAGUAGUCUCUCACUUUUUAUUUUUAUUUUUCCUGAGGUGCUUCCAGUUAUAUAUGUAAUGCUAUUUUUGGCCUAACUUGUUUGUGUUGUUAACACUUAAUCAGUAUUCUUUAUGUAUUUUAUACACAUAAAAAUGUACAAAGCUAACAUUAAAUUUUUUUGUUGUGUAGUGAUGAUUUUCCAAGUGCCACUGCUUGUUACGUUAGUGUAUUGUUUGUUUCCUCCGCCUCCAUGACCAAAGGUUCAAGUUGCAAAUGCUUGCAAUAGUAUUUAAAGAAAGAAAUAAGUGUAGUAUUCAGUUAAUGAAGUUAUUUUUGUCAGCAGUUUUAUAAAAAUGACCUCCAAAUGUUAAAUGUGCCAGUCCCAUUUUUGCAAAACUAGUGGAAUUUGGUUUUUGAUAUUAAGCAUAAAGGCAAAUUUUGUGAUCAUUCCUUUGUAUAGUGGGUAUAGAUGUGCUAUUAUAUUUUUAACAAGCAACCUUCCAUGGGAUUCCAUAGUUCACUACACUUCAAAUAGUUUUGAUCGGCUAGAUCUAAUCCUUGUGUUAAUGUACCUCAGAUUGGGAAUAGAGGAUGAAAAAUCCAGUUUUAUAAUAUUCGUCCAUAAUCUCUGUGUAAUUAAGAGAGUAAUUUUUUUUAAUGUUGAUGCUAAGAUGUCCCCUUUUUUGUAAUAUAUAGUUACCGUAUCAUUUAUAUAAAUGCUGUCGUUCCAUGGUAAUCUUUCAUUUGUUUGACUCUUAGGAGUGUUUUCUUCACUGACUUACGGUUGUGAUUAAUUAUUGAGAAAUAUGGUAGUGGUGCCAAGCUUAUUGUAUCUGAAUAAUAGCAAGUUUAGAGCAUUCAGAAUGUUUUGGAGCUUGCUAAAAACUUGAAUAGAAUUUCCUAUUGAUGUUGAAACUGCCAUUAGGCUAAGUUCAUUGUGCCUCCUCUAGAAACAUACACUGUGUAUUUUGUUGAAAUCUUAAUGUCGGUGUGCAGUUGUAUGUGUUUGGGUACUCAUUGAUACGCUUGUCUAAAUCCUCCCACAUUGUCCAUGAAUCCUUUUCGUGAUGUGUUACAUAUUCCCUUCUGCACUCGCACAAUCUCAUUACCUUACAGUUAUUUAAAUACUAAUUAAAUGGGCUGUGGUAGUUUAAUAUAUUAAAUGUGGGUGAUAACACAAUUUCUAGAAGAGUAUUUGAUUCACAGAUAUUGAAUAAGAUAUUUUAGAUUAGUAAUGAAUGAGUAGAUUAGUGCCAUGUUGUUUUGGGCUGGACCAGUAGUUAGUAAGAGGUGCUCAUGUUACUUAAAGCUGUAAAUGCGUAACAGUAGGUAACAUAGGUAGUGAUGUGAUUACUACAGUAAAUGUCGUCUUGCUGCAUCAAUGUAAUUGAUGAAUAAUAUUUGCUACUGGUCACUUUCUAAUAUUCUAACUGAAGACUCUACUGUUUCACGGUGUCUUUACUUCAGGUGUGUUAAUGAGAAUUUGGGUUUUAUGAGACAUAUUGAUAUCAUUAUAUGAUGUGUAAUGCUGUUGUUUACAUGUUUCUUGCAUAUCUGUAUUAAAGGUACUGUGGCACUUGUUGGUGACAAUACAUGUACUGGAACUGUAGUGUUGUUAGUUGAUUGUUGUUUGUUGUUAAAUGGGAUAAAGCGUAAUAUAAACCUGAUUUUUAAAAGAUAUACUGGAUGACAUUCUAAUGUUUAUUUUUUGUGUUUAAUUUAUUGUUUAUUUAUUUUACUAAAACCUCCUGAACAUAUCAGGGUUUCAAGAGCUUGUAACCUUAGAAUUCUUGCAUUUCCAAAAAGAAUAAUGUUGGCAGAUAUGCUAGUAUGCAGGAUUAAUCUGCUUGAAUCUUUUGUGUGUGUAGAAUACUUUUAGAGUACAAAAUGUGACUAGUUAAUUAUCUUUAAAAUGAUAGUAUAUGUUAGCAAGGGGAGUGGAAUUUUUGAUUCAUUGAUGGCAUUGUUCAUUCUGUUAUCAGAAUGUUGCUGUUCCAUAUAAGUAAUAUUUAUAAGAAUUGAUGUAUCAACAGACUGUAUAGCUAUUAAAAUUUAUUGUAUUGACUUGCACAAGUGUAACCAUUAAUAGAACCUGCAGAUUUUGUAUAACACGUUAGUCUCAUAUAUUUGAAACAGUUGUACCAUGUGAUAAAAUUGUAAAACAUUAAUUUAUAGAUGUUGGUGUUGAUAAUAUAUUGCAUUUUGCAGUUGUUUCAGUUUUUGAACAAGUUUAAGCUAAUAUUAGUGCUGUGAAAAAGCACUUGGAUGUUUGGGAUCUGAUCCGUUUUUUUAUUAUUUAGCUUGCCACUCCCCUUAAUGAAAAUUUUUGUCAUAUUUAUGAUAAUGUAACUGUCUGAAAUGCUAUCCUAUGGUGUUGUAUUAUGUAUUCAGGAAAAACCAAAAUAAAGAUUUGUGAUUGACAUGUAGUGCCAAAUAUUCUCCAUCAUCUUAAGAAAGUUACAAGGGAAUAAUAAGUGAUCACUGAGUACUUGCAAAAUAACUAAAACAGUCAUGUUUGAAUUUUGCAGAGUACAAAGAGACAGAGAAUCAAUGGCAUGAAAUUUAUUGUAGUAGCCAUAAGUCACAGAAUAGCAAGAAUAUUUUUCCUCUUAUAUAUUCUUGAACAUUGGUACUAAUGUAUUUGUUAAAAUGAGAAUUUUUUCCUGGGCUGUAAUCAUUUAUCCAGAUCCAUCAUUUAAAUUCACCUACUGCCAUGUUAAAGUGUUCAUUUCCCCACAUGUUAAAAUUUAUACUACAGAUCAAACACAAAGCAAGGCUGAAUAUAACAAGUUUAAAAUAGCACAUUAUAAAUGUUGUAAAUGUUUUUAAUUGUGAGGUAUCAUAGUUUCCUACUUGCAUUUCAGACUUGUAUAUUAUCAUAACAUAUGCACCUGUGGACUUCUGUAAUUCCUGUGACAUAGGCAUAUCUUAGUCAUUUGUAAAAUGAAGCAGGAAUAUUGUGAGAGUGUUUUGAUUCUUUAGAAAGUCUAGAGUGUGUAGUUGGAAAUAGAGAUCACAAUAUUUAAUGACAGCUUUGAGCUAUGAUGUUAGUUGCUGUACUCAAGCUGUCAGACUUCCUACAUCAUAUCAGUUGUUCGUGGGUCUUGAACUUCUGUAAAUGUCAAAAUAAAUGUUAGAUUUGUGAUGUUGAAUUCCGUCUGAGCUUAACCUAUUUAUGAAGUUUUAAUUGUAACAUUCUUUGUUAAUAACAUCAGAUUUUUAAUAUAUUUUGCAGAUUUUAUUUUCAUACAUGUUCUCUUUAUUAUGCAGUUUGUUAAAUAAGUUGUUAUUUAUAUUGCAUAUUGUUAAUGUGCCCAUGGCUAUCAGUGUGCUUUCUUGGAUACAACAGUAAUACUCAUCUUUUUUCUGGUCGCAGUUUAUUCUCUGUGUCAGUUGCUUAUUAUGGCAUAAUCAAUAUGGAUCUAGUUGAUGGGCAAUAUGGGGUUUAAAAUACACUAUGCCUAAAAAUGACUUGGUACUAUCUUGUAAAUUACAUUAAAUAAUUCUUUUUUUCAUAUUUUAGUGAUUACAUACAAUAGGUUAUUAAAAACAGUGAACACACUACUCACUUCUUCAAAGGAGGCCCAUGUUAAACACUCCCAGUAUGUAAUAGAACGAAUACCAGCAAGAAAGGGAAUAAAACCGGCACUUCAAUUUUCUUUUAUUCUCACAAACCAGACAGAGAAUUCUUUUCCAAAAUGGAGUGUUAUUAGUGCAGUACAAUCUAGUCUCAGAAUUUAGUACUUUUGAUACCUAUCUCUGGGACUACUACACAAUAUAAAUAUUAAAAUGUUUUGUUCCUUGUCUUCCUGCUGUGUCUUAUGAUGCUUUAUCAGUACUACAGGUAGCUCUGUAGUUCAAAAUGAAAAAUGAAUUUAUUAUACCCUAAAGACUGAAAAUGUGAUGUUAUUGUGAGAUAUAAGUAACAUAUUUGUCCUUUGAUAUUUGUUUCAUCAUUAUCUGAUGUUGAAAACAAAGAAUGUACGUUAACUUUUGUGAAACUGUUUCGGUCUUGAUACAGCUUUUUAUCGUAAUAUCAGGUAUUGUCCUGUAAGAAACUGGAUGAUGUAGUUUUGUCUUUGAUGACAACAAUCUGAUUAAAGGGAAUAGAAACUGACAAGGCAGAAACAGUUGAAUGAAUUGUAUAUUGACAAAGAGCUUCUACUUAAUUCAUCUCAAACAAUAUAUUUAAUGUGGUGUUAACUAAUUAGCCUUCUCAGUAUAUGAAAAGCCUGUCAUGUUGUUGGACAGUAAAGAAUCAUUAUAUCAUUUUAUUUCUGAAAUAUAUGUUAAUACAAAAUGUUGUAUUGAUUUUUAAGUAUCAUUGUUGAAAAUGCAUUUUCAUGGGUCCAAUUGAACUGCUGCAUUAUUCAUUUAGUUGCCAUGCAAUUUUCAAACCAUACCAUGUUAAUGAGUUAAAGAAAUACAAGUGUAUUACAUUUUCAGCUAAUGUAUGUUAUUAAAUACUAUAAUCAAUAUAUUUUAAAAUUGGCUUACUUAUUUAAAAAUGAAACUACAGAGAUUUAGUGAUUUUAACAAAGUUAUUUUGUAUGUGUUAUGGGCUUACAAAACAGCAUUUGAAGUGAUUGUGAUUGAUCUUGAGAUAAAGUGAACUAAAUUAGUAGGCAAGAAUUUGCUUACAUUUUUGUGCAAUGGUUUAAAGUGUCCUUUUCGUGUGAGAAUUUAAAAUAAAUUAUCAAUUUAAA
Molecule: messenger RNA, 9823 nt
Organism: Schistocerca gregaria
Lineage: Eukaryota; Metazoa; Arthropoda; Insecta; Orthoptera; Acrididae
Exons: 12
Coding region: 247-2583 (778 amino acids)
Biological process (GO): female meiosis I; male meiosis I; meiotic cell cycle
Cellular component (GO): nucleus; cytoplasm
Source: RefSeq, a predicted model, not a curated record